AUGAAUGCCGACUUCGAGACACCGAUCAAGAGCAUCCUCAAGACGAUCGAGUCCGCCAUCAAGCUAGCACGGAGGGUUACUCGAUCUGCCGACCUGGCACCGGCGGAUCAAGGACGUCUGAUUUCCGAGUCGGCGCAGGAGUUACAAGCUGCGCUAGAACAGAGCUCCAAGGCUAUUAAGGAUGCCUAUGCGCAAAGCUUUGGGAUAUGUGGCGAGUCGUUCACCCAGCCUUUGCGUGAAGAUGCGGCCAUCCAGACCCGAUUAAAGGACCUCCGGAUCGGGCUGAUUGAUCAAAUCGACCAAUGCAAUGAUUUCGAUGACGAUCUCGACUUAUUCGACCCGGCAGGCUUCGCCGAUAUCCAGCACCAAGCCCAGAAAUGCGGUGAAGAGUGUAUAUCUAUUUUCCAUGACCUUCGGGAUGCCCAUUUCACAGCCUGUCUGGGGAGCUUCAGGCCGGAGCAGGAGGUAAGGAACCGGUCUGGGUUUGCAGCUACGAAGCAGUCGCCCGAAAUUGAUAUGAGAAGCCAACUCCCUCCCACGCCGAGCGAAACACCUCGUUCAUCCCAUAUUGCACAUAUGCAGGUUGCCACGCCUCCUCUAUCGGUGCCCCUGAAACCUAGAAGCCCAUGGUCCAUUGAGAGCCCAUCACAGUUCGAUUUAGGGGCAUCACGUCCCGUUCCAUGCGCUGCCCCAGUGCGACGGCGGCCCGUACCUGAACCUUCCCCAGCCUCAUCCCCAUUAAAGCCAGAAGGACAAUUUACUCCUUGGAUACCAGACGAAAUUGUCCAUUCGCGAAUUAGCACCAAUGAUGAAUUUUUGGAGAGGAGGAGGCAGUCACGCAUAUUGUUCCAGAAUGAGAUCCAGAGAUCUAUAAGCCCCACCACCACCACCGAGCGCCGAGUGAGCGAGGCAUCUAGCAACAAAAUGAUGGUAGAGCGCCCAACUGUCUCCCCAAGCUCUAUGGGAGAACGUCAUUCAAGAACGAGCUCAAGCGGAUAUGACUCGUUAAUUACGGGCCAGCGGAGUCAGGGUCAAUUUUCACAGGGGACGCGAAGCUCAAGGGGCAGCUCUGUCCUCCACGAUCGCCAAGCCCAGAAAAUGGAGAGUCAAGAACUAAUAUCCCCUCAGACUCCCUUCCAAACGACGCCGUUCAGCCCUGUCAACGAACGCCGAAUUUCCAAUCACACUGAAAUAUGGAGCGCUGACCCAAUAGCUCCCCAGGCUCAUCCACAUGCAAGCGAGAUCGAGUCUGGGCUAGAGGUUGUAAUGAAUAAUAAUAUUAACUAUGAUACCGAGAAAAUGCUUGUAGAGGAGCCAGUAUACACUCGCACCACGCCUACCACGUCGAUGAAAUCGAUCGAUCACCACAUGCGUCAUGAUACCUCGUUUUAUAAGUUUGGUGGAUUUUGUGUUGGCGCGAAGGCAAUGGUGAGAGGAGAAACAGGGUUCAAAGUUGUGAAGAGGCCAUCUGGACACUACAGCGCGACCGUGUCUGCCAGGUGCAUUAAGUGCUCUUAUGAAGUUGGAUGGAAUGAUGUUGAGAAGGAUAGGUUACUGCAACGUGACGGUAUAUAUGGAAAUUGUGGAAUAAGAUGGCGACAACGGUUUAUUUCCAAAUGCCAUGUCAAAUCCGGCUCGAUUGAGGAGCCAUUAUAUGCUUGUAUAUUCUGCAUUGAGGAAGGCAAAACCGUUGAAGAGCAUGAUGCCACCGUCUUUUUCUCGGUGGGACAGCUGUUCAGCCACUUAGCCAAACAUCCUCGUCCUCUCCCAAACGUCGCGGGCAUAACCACUCUUUACGGCUUUCAGCCACCCGAGGCGCUCGAUUUCGACCUACAUUUUACAACGACCGAGCCCCGUCUCUCCCAGUAUAACAUGAUGGAGAUUGCUAGCAAAGUUUCAACCCGACCCUCUGCCCAUGCUAUAAGCACUCAUCGUCCCAAACCUUCAGUCAGGGCUGCCCGUGAUCCCGAUGGAAAUCAGAGCAUACAUUUCGCAGCCGGGGCGAAAAUAGUUGGCAUCACAUUCCCAGAGCGAUUCGGCGGGCAAUGGUGUUUUGGAUAUCACGAUGGUGGGCGUGGAUGUUUUCCGGCGGACAAAAUAAUGCUCGCAAUGCCAGUCAAAGAAGAUAUCCUUAUGAAUCCCCAGAGCACCUUAAGCGCCAUCGCAAGAUGGGACUUCAAGCCCAAAGACGCGAAAGACGGCGGCUGGCUAAAAUUCAGCAAAGGCGAUAAACUAACUUGUAUCGGGUACACUUUCCAAGAUCAAUGGUGUUGGUCGGGUCAGACCAGUAAGGGCAAAUGGGGCAUCUUCCCUUCGUCAUUUGUUAAGGAUUUGAAAGAUACGAUAUUCAUUCAACGUCCGGGAACGAUGAAGAGCCAGGGUUCUGUGAGGAGUGGGAGUGGGUUUGGGAGUAUCAUGGGAUUGGGGAGGAAGUCAAGCAAGAAUCAUGAAAGGACUAAUAGCAUGUUGAGUAAUGGGAGUCACAUGUGGGGAGUUGGAAGGGUUGAUGUUAUUGGUCGAUGGAUACCGAUUUGCGAUGAUGUUGAUGGGGUCUCAUGGGAUACGAAUAAUCCACAGGGGAUCGGCGUUUGGGAUGAAUGGAACCACGAGAAAUAUCACGGCCGAUGA
Molecule: messenger RNA, 2628 nt
Organism: Venustampulla echinocandica
Lineage: Eukaryota; Fungi; Ascomycota; Leotiomycetes; Helotiales; Pleuroascaceae
Exons: 6
Coding region: 1-2628 (875 amino acids)
Molecular function (GO): protein binding
Source: RefSeq, a predicted model, not a curated record